Drosophila virilis is the source of this 1040-nucleotide messenger RNA. RefSeq names its product Cuticular protein 30B (gene Cpr30B). The record is from RefSeq and is a predicted model, not a curated record. Gene Ontology annotation, cellular component: extracellular matrix. NCBI's taxonomy places the organism in Eukaryota, Metazoa, Arthropoda, Insecta, Diptera, Drosophilidae.
GCCAAGUGAGCACUUUGCGUAUUUCAUGUUUUAUUAUUUAUAUUAUUUUUUUUUCAUGGCUCAGCUAAUGAGCGCGCUCCACAUUAGAUUUACUUGUUUCUCGAUUUAGGAGCCAUUUGAGGCACUUUAUCAAAUUGCACCACAUCCACAGCGACUGAGACGGAGACCGGGACUGAGUGCGAGAUUGAGCCAUUGGAGCUGUCAAGCGUGGAGUAUAAAAACGCUGAGGACUACCCAGAUGAAUUACAACGAUCUCGAUCAGCGACGUGUGCGUACACAGUUCUUGAGCCAAAAAUAUUCGUAUUGAAAUGAUGGGAAAACUCAGCUAUUUGUUGUGCCUUGGCCUGGCGCUAAUCAGCGCCGUUUGGACAAUCGAGCUGCAGCCGGAGCCGGACUAUGGACCCGUGGCAUACGAGUUCCAUUGGUCCGUUCAUGAUCCGCACACGGGCGACAUCAAGAGCCAGAAGGAGACACGCAAGGACGACAAGGUCGUUGGCCAGUACACGCUGAUCGAUGCGGAUGGCUAUCUGCGCACCGUGGACUACUCCUCGGAUGAACACAGCGGCUUCAAUGCCAUUGUCCGACGUGAGCCCACCGACAUCAAGAUACCGCAGCCUGCGCUCGAGCCCAAGAAGCUGAUUGCCACCAAGAUACUGGCACCUCUCUCCCCUCUGGUCCACUAUGCACCCAAGGCUCUGCUGAAGGGCCCGGAACCAUCGGAGGGCAACUAUGUAUCUGUGUCGGGACCCACGGCCCAGUACAAAUACUAAAAAAUACUAAAAAAACAUCUCAUAGCCAACUGAUCAUAUAUUUCGACUACAUCUCCAAUUCAUGAACUGCACGAGCCUUCAAGGAAUCUGCCAAUAUCUCAAUUGUGCUAGCCACGUGUCUGGCAUUCAUUCUAUACCAUACAUAUUUAAGUUAUAUACAUACAUUAUUCUGUACAUCAGUCGACAACACACACUUUACAGAUGCAUCGUACAUACAUACCAUACAUAAAUAUAUGCCAUAUUGAAUCUGUUCUCUAGAAGAGCACAAAA